AUGAUCGCGAUUGCUCUGAUUGAUAUGCACGAGUGCGGAGGAGAGAAACGAAGGGAAGUGAAGAGAUUCAAGUGCGUUUCGAGUGGCAAGAUCAUCGAUGACGGUGAUGAUAUCUCGAAACCAAGCUUUGAAGAUGAACCUAGAUCACCAUUUCUCUUCUUCUUAGAGGAUUUUAAGAAAAGCUACGUUGGUAACAUGGUGGAAGCUAGCAGAAUAUGUUUCAUUGUGUGGAAGAACAUGUCGGGAGAGGAUCAAAGACCCUUCAUAGCUCGUGCUGUAAAAGUUGAUUUGGCCCACAACAGGAAGUUAAAAGAAGAAGCUCAAAGUAUAUGUAAGACAGAUGAUGAGGCGGAUUCAAAAGCUGUUGGGAAGUUUGAUAAGUUAUAUGAGUGCUAUGAUCAUGAAGAGGAGGAGGAUGGUGAAUAUGGUUCAUCUGAUCAUUUCGAAAAAGAGUUUUGGGAGGACGAUACUCUGCUCAAGUACUGAGACACCGAUUCUAGAAGAUGAGAGGUUUUUUUUUUGCUGUUGUUCUGUACAGAUUUUAGAAGUUUUUUUUUUUAUGUAAAUACAGGCAAAGAGAGGCUAGUCUUAUUC
Raphanus sativus (radish) is the source of this 594-nucleotide messenger RNA. RefSeq lists its product as uncharacterized. Lineage: Eukaryota; Viridiplantae; Streptophyta; Magnoliopsida; Brassicales; Brassicaceae. The record is from RefSeq and is a predicted model, not a curated record.